This is a messenger RNA of Anopheles coustani, 1419 nucleotides long. RefSeq lists its product as uncharacterized. The record is from RefSeq and is a predicted model, not a curated record. The transcript has 4 exons. The coding region runs from base 1 to 1419 and encodes 472 amino acids. Gene Ontology annotation, molecular function: protein binding. Lineage: Eukaryota; Metazoa; Arthropoda; Insecta; Diptera; Culicidae.
AUGCCCGAGGAACAGAUCCCACUGGACGACCAUCGUCCGGCGUCAUCGGCCUCCUCCACGCCCCGGUCACGUCAGCCAUCGUUUGGGGAUGUGCAGGACAAUGGUGCCCCCGAGCGCAUUCCGGUGGUCGACGGAGACGGUGGCCAUUUUGUGGCGAUAAGGAAUAUGCUAAAUGCGAGCCGUAAUCGUCCGGUUGCUCGCAUUGCACCGCUCCUCGAGCCAUCGUUCGUCCCGGCCCCGCAGAGAUACUUUCCGAUCGUCAUACCGGCGGAACCGACCAUCGAAGAGUUACUGCGCCACGCGGCCGGCACGGAAGACCUAGCGACGGUGAGGGAAAUUAAGCUGAAGGUCAUCUCGCAUAUGACCAGCCUGCAGCGGAUACCGUGCUUCAUACCGCAUCUCCGGUCGCUCAUCCUAGAAGGUAGCAUCGUAAUGACCCUGCGUGAUUUGGGUUGCGACAUGACCACACUACGCUACCUGAACGUGUCCCGGUGCAGCCUGAAGCAUCUGGAUGGAACCACGGGAUUGGAGUCCCUCGAGGAGCUGGUGGCCGACUACAACCUCAUUGAAGAGGUUGGACCGUGCACAAAUUUGACCAACAUAAGAAAGAUCAGUCUCAAAGGAAAUCGAAUAACAGAUCUGGGAAGUGUCACCUUUUUGGCGUUAUGCGAGAAGUUGGAGGCGUUGGAUUUGCGCGAAAACUUAGUCUCCGAGAAUCCGUCCUUCAGGCAUGUGCUGAAAAUGAACAUUCCUCAGCUGAAAAGCCUCAAUGAGAUUCCCUUCCGAGAAGUGGCGGCAGAUGAUACGGACCUGUCGAGCUCCGAGUAUCGAUCGUCCAGUUCUGGCAGCGUAGAGGACAUACACCGGGGGAGAUGGAACAUGCUAGGUACGAGCGUGGCAGGAGAGUUGCAACGGGAGGCAGCGGGUUUGGAGCGUCGACCGACAACGGCCAGCGUGGAACGGCGUGUAACGGUGGAGCUGCUCGAUCAGGAACGGCCCUCAACGGCUGAUCCGGUGAAGAUAAAGGCACAGCUAACUUCCGGCGAACCGCUGGUCGGUAGCAUCGUUACCAAGGCGCGUCGUCGACGCCGUCAGAAGACGGCCUGGGGUGAGUCCACCUCGUGCUCGAGUGUCAGCAGCUCCGAUUCGUCGUUUUCCAAAGAUUUCCCCGACCGGUUGCCGCAAAAGGCGGUCGAUCUGGAGCUCGGUGUGAUCGGUGUGGCGGGCGGUGGUCAGGGUCAAUCGCAAUCGCGUGGCGCACCACCACAAAACCCAUCCGGACCCGGGACGGACGAUGAUCCGCAGAGUUUGUUGCGUGCCGCACGGCUCUGGCGCCAGCGAUCGUUGCAAACUCGCGAAACGAUUCGCGAGCAGGAACAACAGCUGCUCAUGUUGCGUCAGCUUAAUGACGAGGAUUAG